GCAUGGUAAUAAGCUACUAGUUAAGAGACCCUAAUAGAAAGUGUUACCAAAAAAGCAUUUCCAGAAGUAAAUAAAACAAACACUACCGUCACACACACAACAUGUAGAUUUAGAAUUACAUUCAGUUAGCCGAAUAUGAUCAAUCCGAAGUAAUGAUACAGCUGCAUUUUCAGUAAUGCUCUGUCAGCGCGAGAGAGAGUUUGGUGUGGAGUUGUUCCUCACGUGUGCAGCGGUGUUGGAUUGGCUGCCGGUGCCUCCCCUUCUGACACGCUUCCAUGCAGCGCAGCCGGAGCAGCGUGACUCUCAGAGCUGUCCAAGGGCACGCAGUGCACCUUCAGCGCGCCACAUAAAGAUGGAGGCUCUGGGCGUCCAAGUGCAGAGACCCUGCUCCUUUCCCUACAGCCGCUUUAAUCCAUCUGAGCAGCAGCAUGGCUCCUCUAAGCCCCCGCUGGGCUCGUCGGCCGUGACCUCUCGUAUCCUGCUCCGCCAGCAGCUGAUGCGCGAGCAGCUCCAAGAGCAGGAGCGGCGAGAGCAGCAGAGACGGCAGAGCUCAGCGUACGCACAGCCCUUGGUCACCCAGAGCCCCGCCAUCAACGUCAGCGUCCCCGCCGGCCUGCCCAGCGCCACCCAGGUGCCCGUGGAAGUGCUGAAGGUUCAAACGCAUCUUGAAAACCCCACGAAGUAUCACAUCCAGCAGGCUCAGAGGCAGCAGGUGAAGGCGUAUCUGUCCACCACACUGGGAGGAAAGCUCGGCUCGCAGGCCGUGAGCUUGCCGUGCCCCAGCCAGGCCCCUGACCACGGGGGAAUGCCUCCGGGGCCGGGCAACAGCGCCCCCAACAGUCCCAUGGCCUUACUGACCCUCAACUCCAACUGCGAGAAAGAGAUGGACGAUGUCAUUGAUGACAUCAUUAGUUUGGAAUCCAGUUACAAUGAUGAUAUCAUGGGACUGUCGUUGGACCCUGGACUUCAGAUGGCCAACACGAUCCCUGUGUCAGCGAACCUCUUGGACAUGUAUGGUAACCAAGGCAUGCCACCUCCGGGAAUCUCUAUCAGUAACUCGUGCCCUGCUAACCUGCCCAACAUUAAAAGGGAAUUCUCUGUUACUACAUCUCCUGCCAUGAUGCACAUGAUGGACAAGCCCAGCUCCUGUAGCAAGUUUGAGAGCUAUCAAAGGCCUGAAGGGUUUCCUGUGGAGGCAGAAGUUCGCGCUCUUGCAAAGGAAAGGCAAAAAAAGGACAACCAUAACUUAAUUGAGAGGCGACGGAGAUUCAACAUUAACGAUCGAAUCAAAGAACUGGGGACUCUGAUUCCUAAAUCGAAUGACCCGGACAUGCGCUGGAACAAGGGCACUAUUCUGAAGGCCUCUGUGGAUUACAUCAGGAAACUUCAGAGAGAGCAGCAGCGUGCCAAAGAGCUGGAGAACCGUCAGAAGAAGCUGGAACACGCCAACCGCCACCUGAUGCUCAGGAUACAGGAGCUGGAAAUCCAGGCUCGUGCUCACGGACUGGCCAUCGUCUCGUCUACACUCUGCGCCUCAGAGCUAGCGGCCCGGGCCAUCAAACAGGAGCCGGUCCUGGGCAACUGCACCCAGGACAUGUACCCUCACGCACACCCUUCUUGCCCCGACAUGGGCCGGUCCAGCACCCUAGACCUAAACGACGGCGCAAUCACCUUUAACGACUCUAGCACUUCCAGCGACGUUUACGGUCUCAUCCCGAAGGCGCACGGCACUAAACUCGACGACAUCCUGAUGGACGACACAUUGUCAUCUGUAGCAACAAGCGACCCGCUCCUCAACUCCAUCUCGUCCGGAGCCUCGACCGCAAGCAGCUGUAAGGACAGCGUGAACAUGGAGGAAAACGAGCAUGUUUGUUAGUGCGAGGAAACCUUCGUUUGGCUGGUCAUUGUUGUGUUUUUCCCACAACACCGUUGACCGCCAAAGAAGAAACGCGGCUUAUUUCGAAAAUAAUACUAUUUUUAUGUUUACACUUGUUUUAUUUUAUUGUAUUUUAACCUUAUUCCAGUUUCGUCUGCCCAAAUUUCAUUGUGUUAUAAUAAUAGCAAAAUAAUCAAGGUCAGUAUCAUAAAAAAAAAAGAUUGAUUCGUGUAACUUCACAUAGGUGUAUCAGAGUACGAUUUAAUCAACUUUGGGAUAAUAUAAAAGUGCACUUGAAAGGUGAUUUCUUUGGUUGUACAGUAGCGUGUUUGCGCACAGUUUAGAAGAAUAUUUCUCUUCUUUUAAUAUAUAUAUCCUUGUAAAGGAAUGACUUGAGCAGAAUGCUUCCCAUUUAACGUGUAGAUAUUAAAGUGACGUUCAAAGGGAUAGUUCACCCAAAAAUGAAUGCUCUUAAUUUAUUCACCCUCAGGUUAUCCAAGAUAUAGGUGACUUUUUUCUUGAGUAAAACAGUAAAAAAGAUUUUCAGCGGAAACUGUGGACAUUUGGGGGUUUAGAAGGGCUACCAUCACUUUAAAAAGUCAAGGAAACGUAUAUAGUCAACAUGAAAUUAAUACCCAUAAUGAUAUAUUGAGGUCUUAUGAAGCAAAGCGAUCAGUAUGUGCAAGAAACUGCAUAUUAUUAUCCAGAGCCUCAGACAAACGGUCCAGAGAGAUGUUCAGUUAGCAAAUGAAUCAUUCUUUUGGACUGACUCUUUAGUGAACUAGUCGAACCAAUCAACCAAAUCAGACUCUACCAUCUAAAAGAGUUCGUGACUCAAGCAGCACAGAUUUACAUGUCAGCCAAUCGAAAUUCACUUUCAAAUAUCUGACAGUCACUUCGACUCGAAACGAGCCAAAACUGUGGCAGGUAUCUGAUCCUGUAGUGAAUGAACCGAUUCGUCCAACAGUCGCUGAACUGAAGAAACAGUUAGACUGAAGACCGCUCGUAUGAGCACGCGUCAAACAAGCACUUAAAUGAAGGAGCCAAAUGAUAGUUUUUACGGUUCCUUAUUGUAAAAAAAGUGAAGGAACUAAAUUUAUUUUAUUUUAUAAAAUUUUUUUUCAUUUUUGGGUGAAAUGCUCCCUUAGCAUAGCUACAUUAAUCGUAACCAAUUCAUAGAUGUUGUGCAAAUUUCUGUUGAAUGUUGAGGAAACUUUUGAGCAGACGCUCUAUAAAUCGUAUCUUCCAGAUGAAAACGCACAAAAACAAUAGACGGACAAAGCAUGCUGAUCUGAAACAGCUGACCCAAAAUGAUUUGAUUCAGUUAUUAAUCAUUGGCAAUAUUCUCUCAGUAUUAAUGUUUCUGGUCCAGGAGAAUUUCACGUAGCACAGUGGAUUUGUGGAACAAUCUUAAGACCGUGAAGAAAUGCACACGUGGAAGGACGGUUUGCAAACAGCAUUUGGAAAAAUCCUACGGAUUUCCAGAUGUCCCGUAGAAUGUGCCAAGCAAUAAGCAAUAUUCAGUUUUCCCAGCUGAAAGCCUUCAAAAACUCUUCUUGCGUUUAUAUGCAGUGCCUAUAUAGUUAUGCCUAUAUAGUAAUGUAUUUCACCUUGUGCAUUUCUUAAUAAACCUUGAGGAUGCAUUUUGACAUGUGCAUCUCACAGUGCAUAAUCCAUAAUAAUGUGAAAUGAUUUUUUAACACAUAUUUCAUGACUAAAUAACUAGUCAUAAAAUAAUUCAAUUCCAAUUUAUUACCCUCUAAAACAUUUUUUCAUCAUUUUAAUUCAUUUCUGUUUUAAUAUGCCAUACAUUUUAAUUACACUAGCCCAGGUUUGUUUUUAUAUAUAUAUAUAUAUAUAUAUAUAUAUAUAUAUAUAUAUAUAUAUAUAUAUAUAUAUAUAUAUAUUAAGGACAAAGAUCUGGGGAUUUUUAUAUAUUGGUGGCAAAAACACUGGAAGAAUGAUAAUAUGUUGAAGACUAAAAAAGAAAAGACAAAGAAAAAAUAUUUUAUAUUUAAUUCUAACACUUGUUUGGGUUUUUUUUAUUCUUACUUGGUGUAAAAUGACUGACUAUGCUUGUAAUAAUAAGCUGUACUGUUACUGUAUAUUUCUGCUGUGCUCAAGUCAGAUGUACUGAUGUUUGCCUUUGAGUAGCAUUCAACUUGUGCCACUAUUUUGAUCACGUAGGUGCAACUAUUAUGUGUUGUUUCAUAGAACUAUGCAAAGAUAACUUUCAGUUGAGAAAUCAACCUGUAUGUAAUGGAAAGAUGUUGUAAGAGUUUAGCGUAGGUAACAAAGUCAGACCACUGUAAAGUGCCUUACAAAUCUGUCACUUAAAGCAAUAGUUCACCCAAAACUUCCAAACACGAACAGCAUUUUUUUUUUUUUAUGGUGGAACACCGAAAGAGAUAUUUAGCAGAGAAUUCAUGCUGCUCUUUUCCAUGCAUUGAAAGUGAAUGGGGAAUAGAACUUAUGGGGGCCAUCACAAAAAAAAAAAAAAAAAAAACUUAACUUAAUAUCCCACAAUUCUGCAAUUAAUGCAAAAAUGGUUAGAAAUGCUAAACUAAAAAAAACUUUCUCGUAAUUUCAAGUUUACAUCUCGCCAUGUUUUUUGUUUGUUUGUUGUUUUUUGCAAAAAAAAAAGAAAAAAAAAGGCAAUUGCGAUAUGUAUGUAUAUAUCUCACAACGUCACACUUCUUAGAAUUAAGUUUGUCUUUCAUUUCAGUUUUUGUUCCCGAAUAAAAAAAUACGGUAAAAAACAGUAAUUUGCAGUAUUUUGUCGCAAUUCAAUAAUAGCACCUUUUUUUUUACAAUUUGGACGUUUGUUCUCAGUUUUGUGAGUUUAUAUCAUGCAAUUCUGAGUUUACAUGUUGCAAUUCAGUUUAUUUGUUUGUGCCGCAAAAUGAAAAAAUUUACCAUUUUUAUUUUCUUGUAAUUAGAUCCAUGCUGAUCGCGGGGACUGCCAAUUUCAAAAAAGACUAAAGAAACCCCCUGAAUUCGUAAACAUGGGUUUGGAGCGAUGUGCGAGUAAGAAGGAGAUCGUUCUAAUUGUCAAUUUUGUGUGAACUAUUCCUUUAAAUGAAAUGCUCUAUUCUGUAUUUGUGACUUUAGACUUUAGGCAGUGGGACCUAACGGGUUCAGUCCUCGGGUGAAGUAGAGGGGACGAUCUCUCAGUAGGACUUUGUUUUGUAGUGCUUCGAGGCACUGCGGUGUAUUACAUAAACUCCCUUGCCCCAAUAGACAGAAACUACUGAAAGUCGUCCUCUGAAUGUAACGUUACAGUGUUGACUACUAAAAUGUUGCCAAAUUCCAAGUGGAGUCUAAAUAUGCAGUGAAACUGUUAUGUAUCUCGUUGUGGAUUUAUAGCAAAACUGGCUGUUGCAAUUUCUUCUUCCGAGCAAUAAUUUAGACAAUCAGGUAACGGGUAAAGCACAAGGCUCCUGUAUGAACGCGUACGCAUCCGUGACAUCAACGAAAGGUGCCUUCAAAACAGGCUUCCAUUGAACUUCAACCAAACGUCUUUUAAUAUCAAACACAGUCUGUCUUUUAUAGAAGUGUCUCGGCUAAAGAUGGUUUUCGUUUUGUUAAUAUACUUUUGUAUUAUAUUUUUGAAGCUUAACCAAACAUUAUUUAAGAAAGGAGCUUGUAAAGUUGAUUUUUUUGGGGUUGAAUCGAAUUUCUUAUAAAGCGUUAAUUUCCUAUGAAUUCAGUACUGGAAGCCGGCCCACUUUAAACCUGUUGGGAAAGUCACCUUUCACUCAAAGCGCGAAGCUUCCGCUGAGAGGCUUCGUGAGGAACGUAGCAUUUCAUUGUUGGGUUUUAAAGCUUGUCAAGUGUAUGAAAAUGUUACAGACGUUGAAAUAAAACUGAGUGGUUUUCGCAA
This is a messenger RNA of Puntigrus tetrazona (Sumatra barb), 5759 nucleotides long. RefSeq names its product melanocyte inducing transcription factor b (gene mitfb). The transcript is spliced from 10 exons. Gene Ontology annotation, biological process: melanocyte differentiation; regulation of transcription by RNA polymerase II. Bases 176 to 1876 code for a protein of 566 amino acids. The record is from RefSeq and is a predicted model, not a curated record. NCBI's taxonomy places the organism in Eukaryota, Metazoa, Chordata, Actinopteri, Cypriniformes, Cyprinidae. Gene Ontology annotation, cellular component: nucleus. Gene Ontology annotation, molecular function: DNA-binding transcription factor activity, RNA polymerase II-specific; protein dimerization activity; RNA polymerase II cis-regulatory region sequence-specific DNA binding.